AUGGUAAAUCAGCGAAGGCAGAGAAGCAUGGAGAGCAAACUUUGGGGGAUAUGUGAAGCAAGCUUCUUUAGCAAUGGUUCUGAAAAGAAACAGGCUUCACAUUCAGAUUUGAACAGGAGAACCAAGCUUCACAGAUCACAGCAGGUGAGGUAUGCUCACCUUUACCUGUCAGAAUUGCAGCAAGAAUUUACAGUGGAGUUCUUAUGCAAAGUCAGCCAGUCAUCUGCAGCAUCCUUACGCUCCUCUAAAAGGUACAGUGACUAUCAAAAUGGAAAACCAAGUAGUAACUCUGUUACAGAAAUGGCGUUGAAACAAACAAGAAUAGUGAAUAAGAAAAAUGAACAUGGUUGUGCUGAAGGUAAAUAGAGAGAACCAACCAAACCGAAGGACCAAGGAGACAGAGAUGGAGACCCAUUGUUCUACAUCAGUUGUUCUUCUGAAUACACAUGGGUUACACAGUGUUGGUCUGUUUCCUCCUGUCCCGAAGAAUGGAAAUAUCCUUUGUCUUUGGCACUGAUGUGCUGUAACUUACAUACUGUUAAAAAUGUAAUGAAGCCAUGUGGGAAAAAUAACCAUGCACCUAUCAAGGCUGACGUUGUAACAAACCCUGAAAGACAUGAAAUAGUUUCUUGUUUACCUACAGCUUUGCCCCUCAGCUGCAGAGCCCCACAUUUACACAGGUGGACUUUCUGUGACUUCUUGCAGAAUGAAGACACUGAAUACUAUUCAUACCCUCAGCUAAUUCUUGUAUGGUGCCAGGGUGUUUUUUAUAGAUUUAUCCAUGCUAGGACAAACAUCACAGAAAUUUAUCCUGGUGAUGACUCAUUUUUCAAGUCAGAGGGAGCAUUUUUUGGAAAAUAUUUCAUACAUUAUGCAGUCCAAAAAGGAACGAAAAAGAUGGAAGAAAAAAUGUAUUCAGUGAACAGUCUUCCUCCUGAUGUACCAGGAAAUCCAUACUCUAUAUCCUCCAUUAUUACUCAGGCAACCAAAAUACUUCAUUAUUGCUGCAAGACAAAACUGUUAUUAAGUCAUAACUAUCAUCUCUGGUGCUGGAAAGUGGUACCUGAGACAGAUGGAUGAGAAAUGUUGCUAGUUUUGCUGUAUGAAAAGAUUAUUCCCAACAUGGGAAGACUCGUUGUGUACUUGGAUCAUAAAGUCCAUGCUGCUUUUUGGGAUGGGUUGACCCUGAUUGUGGUUUGGGAUUUCAGCUCCUCCUCUAGUGAGAUCCAGGUAAAUGAAGAUAUAGGCUGGUGUAAGUUAACUACUCCUGAUGGGGUACAGCAGUUAAUACAAAUAAGUCAUCCUGGAGUCUAUAAAAGGUACAUCAGAACAGCAAUAGAAUGGUGCAGAAGUUUGAGCGAAAGGAAAGAGAUUGCUGAAUAUACUGCGCACUCUGUAACUGAAGAAAACUGGUCUGCUGAUGCUGAGCUAAAAAAAAUACAGAGAUUUAAUUUAACACUGGUUUUAUUAGACAGUAGCAAUGUUCCAGAAAGGAAGAAUGCUGCAAAAUCCAAUCCAUCUGGUAUCGCUGUCAGAAAAAAUGAAAGCGGGAGUGAAUCGAAAGAACUCAGUGUCGGGUGUGUCUUGAAAGCUUUGGAGAAAACUUCUAAAGUCAUUCAGGAUAUUGAACCUCUGCUUGCAGCUUCUGGGAAGUGAAGCUUUGUAGCAGAUGAAGACCUGUGUUCCGUGUCCUCCUAGGAGCUGUCCCAGCUGUGUCUGAGGGAGCUCUGAGGGGCGACAGGAGGGCUGAAGUUGCCAUUGUAACACCCGUGAAGUCUGUGAGCUGCCACUGUAAUGUCAGUAACAGUGCCAGUGGUAUAUUUGGUAUAGACAAAGAGAACAGGUGAAAUAGUAGAGCACAGCCGCAUAAAUACAUCAUGGCUGACCUGACCUCGCUGCUUUUAAAUGUAUGAAGUUGUGUUUGAAUCAACUGAUUUUACAGAACAACUCAGUGAACUGCUGAACUGACUAGAGUAGGGAUAGGCAGUUUUAAUUGUAAAAACGUGCUUUUAUUCAGAAGCUCACCCAGUCCAAUAAAAUGCUUCCCAAAUGCUCUAUAUUCUUUUUUUUUUU
This is a messenger RNA of Corapipo altera (White-ruffed manakin), 2073 nucleotides long. It is a transcript of the gene CUNH5orf34, whose product is annotated as chromosome unknown C5orf34 homolog. The record is from RefSeq and is a predicted model, not a curated record. Lineage: Eukaryota; Metazoa; Chordata; Aves; Passeriformes; Pipridae.